Messenger RNA from Nelumbo nucifera (sacred lotus), 2186 nucleotides. The record is from RefSeq and is a predicted model, not a curated record. Lineage: Eukaryota; Viridiplantae; Streptophyta; Magnoliopsida; Proteales; Nelumbonaceae.
AUCAAACUGUCUUGCUUAUGUGUGCAUUGUGGGUCUGUCUGGGUCAUAAGUUCUCACUCCUUCCCUCUCUAUUUAAACCCGACCAUCUUCUUUGUUGGCUAUCUAUCUUAAGCGCCAUUCCCUCUCCUUCUCUACCUUCCCCUGAUUUCCCCUCCUCUCAUCCUCUCUAUCUCUGUCUGUGUUGCAAAGACAGACAGAGAGAGACAAGCACACCACAGAACACAUAGCAGAAAGAAAAAAAAAAAAAAAAGAUGAGUGGGUUCAGUCUACGAAGCCUCUCUUUGAUCCUUCUCAUAGCUUUUCUCGUUUGGUGUUCUGCAUUUGAAGUUUGCAAUGCCAGAAGAGGGAAGCACUGGAGGCAGAGCAGAGCUGGCAUCUCGGCCUCUCUGUCUAAGAAGAAAGGAAAGAGUCAUGGUAGCGGUAGUAGCCACCACCACGGCAGCAGCGGAGGUGGAAAUGGGUCGAAGCCAAAAUCUCCAGCUCCUUCGCCGUCGCCGGGAACAGUAUUCCCAGGACCGAGAGCGGAAGCUCCGAUUCCACCACCGGGGAAUAGUGGAAACAAUGAUAGUCAGCCGGCGGUGUUUGAUGUGUUGGAUUUCGGCGCAAAGGGCGACGGAGAGACCUACGACACGAAGGCAUUCCAAGCCGCAUGGGCAGCUGCUUGUAAGGUGGAGGCAUCAACAGUGGUGGUGCCUGCGGAUUACGUGUUCCUCGUCGGGCCCAUUUCUUUCUCUGGGCCUUAUUGUGAAUCCAACAUUGUAUUUCAGUUGGAAGGUACAAUAAUCGCUCCCACGAUCUCCAGUGCUUGGGGGUCGGGACUGUUGCAAUGGCUUGAGUUCACGAAACUGCGGGGCAUUACGAUCCAAGGUGGAGGAAUAAUCGAUGGCCGGGGUUCAGUCUGGUGGCAGGAUUCCCCCUUUGAUGAACCGAUAGACAGUGAAACACGAUUAAUCAUCCCAAUUACCGACGAACCACCCACAGCUGCCAACUCCCGCAUUCCGAUAAACAGCACACUCGGAGGAAAAAUGCCAAGUAUCAAACCAACAGCUCUAAGGUUCUAUGGCAGUUAUAAUGUGACCGUCACAGGCAUAACAAUUCAAAACAGCCCCCAGUGUCAUCUUAAAUUUGAUAACUGUGUUGGAGUCGAGGUCUACAACAUGACCACCAACUCUCCCGGCGACAGCCUCAACACCGACGGAAUCCACCUGCAGAACUCCAAAGAUGUGCUGAUCCACAGCACCAACCUCGCUUGUGGUGAUGACUGUGUAUCCAUACAGACUGGAUGCUCAAAUGUAUACAUACAUAAUGUGAACUGUGGGCCUGGACAUGGAAUCAGCAUUGGAGGGCUAGGAAGGGACAACACAAAAGCCUGUGUGACAAACAUUACUGUCCGAGAUAUCAUGAUGCACAACACCAUGACCGGUGUCAGAAUCAAGACAUGGCAGGGUGGGUCUGGUUCUGUACAAGGAGUACUCUUCUCAAACAUUCAGGUUUCUGAAGUUCAACUUCCCAUUGUAAUUGAUCAAUUCUACUGCGACAAGAGCACAUGCAAGAACCAAUCAUCAGCAGUUGCACUGUCAGGCAUCACCUAUGAGAAAAUAAAAGGGACAUACACAGUAAAACCUGUACACUUUGCAUGCAGCGAUAGCUUACCAUGCAUAGACGUUACUCUAUCCAACAUAGAGCUACAACCAAUUCAAGAACGUUAUCACAUGUAUAACCCCUUCUGUUGGCAGACCUUUGGUGAGUUGAGUACUCCCACUGUCCCCCAAAUUGACUGUCUGCAGAUUGGCAAGCCAUCAAGCAACCGGAUUCAAUCUGAUUAUGAUUCUUGUUGAGCCAAGCGUAGGAUAUGACGGUGUUUUCAUGUGCGGUUGUGAAUUCCAACCCCUUUACACCAUUUGUCGUUACUCACAAAGUAUAUAUUUAGGUGACAAGUCUAUGGUAAUUCUUAUCACUAGGAGACUACAGUGAUUCCCAUUUAGAGGGAGUAUACAGGGCAUUGUUAUUUGCUAGACUUCUACAGUACAGAGCAUAAAGCAGCUUCCUUGCUAGGGUGGAUUUCACCAUUAUUUGAUAGUAUACAAAUGUUAUGUUUGCCAGAUGUAUAAUAUUUAGAUUGCAACAUAUAUUGGAUUUCACCAUCACUACAGAAUAUAGUAAUAAUACAUGCCUGUUUUACUAAA